Molecule: messenger RNA, 645 nt
Organism: Sordaria macrospora k-hell
Lineage: Eukaryota; Fungi; Ascomycota; Sordariomycetes; Sordariales; Sordariaceae
Biological process (GO): tail-anchored membrane protein insertion into ER membrane
Cellular component (GO): GET complex
Molecular function (GO): protein-membrane adaptor activity
Source: RefSeq, a predicted model, not a curated record
AUGCCGUCUCUACUGGUCGUCAUCUUUGCCGUCGAGCUGUUCGUCCAGCUUGUCAACACAAUCGGCGCGGCCACCAUCAACAACCUCUUGUGGCGCAUUGCCCUGUCGCUCCCGAUUCCCCUCUCGUCCGAGUUCGCGGCCCAGCGCAAGAAGCAGAAGGAUUAUCUCGCAGUCCGCCGCGAGCUGAACGCAACGAGCAGUCAGGACGAGUUCGCCAAGUGGGCGCGUCUUCGCCGCCAGCAUGACAAGCUGCUAGAGGAUCUGGAGAAGAGGAAGAAGGAUCUCGACGGCUCCAAGACCAAGUUCGAUCGCACGCUCACGACGGUGCGCGUGGUGGCUACCAGGGGUGUGCAGUGGUUCUUGCCUUUCUGGUACUCGCGCGAGCCCAUGUUCUGGCUGCCGUAUGGCUGGUUCCCCUACUACGUCGAAUGGUUCGCCUCGUUCCCUCGCGCGCCGCUGGGCAGCGUCAGCAUUGUGGUGUGGCAGUGGGCGUGCACUGGCGUGCUCACGCUUGUCAUGGAGACGUUCAUGGCGGUUUUCGGCUUGAUUGUCGCUACCAGACAGAAGCAGCAGGAGAAACAGAACGUGAAGCAGGCGGUGCCUGCGGCGGGAGCCAGGGAGGACAGCAAGGCCGAGGCCAAGUGA